Molecule: messenger RNA, 1585 nt
Organism: Plutella xylostella (diamondback moth)
Lineage: Eukaryota; Metazoa; Arthropoda; Insecta; Lepidoptera; Plutellidae
Product: delta-aminolevulinic acid dehydratase
Biological process (GO): heme biosynthetic process
Cellular component (GO): cytosol
Molecular function (GO): zinc ion binding; porphobilinogen synthase activity
Source: RefSeq, a predicted model, not a curated record
UGAUAGUGGUCGUGAUAACAGAUUGAAGAAUUAAUUCCAAAAUAUAUCAAAACCCUUUCAUUUUGUAACAGAAACCUGUUACCUAAAAUCUCCUGCUGUUACUGUGUCCUUACUAGUUAACAAUACGUGAGAAUUUUCGUAGCGAGCUAUUAGAAAAAUCUAACAUGAGUCAACUAUUUUUGAGUCCAGAGCAUGUGCUGCAGGGGGGCUAUUUCCACCCCACACUUCGUCGGCUUCAGGAGCCCGACACCAGCAUCGAACCCCACAAUCUUAUGUACCCCAUAUUCCUUCUAGAGAAUGAUGAUGCAGUGCAGCCGGUGGCAAGCAUGCCCAAUGUGUACCGCUACGGCAUCAACCAGCUCAUGGUGGCCCUCAAGGAACUGGUGGCCAAGGGACUCAAGAGUAUCCUCAUCUUUGGCAUCAUUGAAAAGUUGGAAAAGGACCCCAAGGGCACAAAUGCAGAUUCACCAGACAACCCAGUGGUGAAGGCCCUACCAAGGAUCCGGGCAGCCUUCCCAGACCUCCUCAUUGCAGUGGACGUGUGCCUCUGUCCGUACACCUCGCAUGGACACUGUGGGGUGCUGAGCCCUAAUGGAGCCAUCGACCAUGCCGCUUCCGUCAAGAGAAUUGCUGAAGUCUCAUUGACUUAUGCUAAAGCAGGUGCCCAAGUGGUUGCGCCAUCGGACAUGAUGGACAACCGGAUAAAGGCGAUCAAAGACGCGCUCGUAGCCAACAAACUACAGAAUCAGGUGUCAGUGCUGUCCUACUCGUGCAAGUUCGCGUCGUCGAUGUACGGUCCGUUCCGGGACACCAUGAAGAGUUCGCCCAUGGCCGGAGACAGGAAGUGCUACCAGCUGCCGCCGGGAAGUGCUGGGCUGGCCGCGCGAGCUGCUGCGCGUGACGUGGCGGAGGGUGCCGACUUCCUGAUGGUGAAGCCGGGGCUGCCCUACCUGGACAUCGUGCGCCAAACCAAGGACCGCUACCCCGCGCACCCGCUCUUCAUAUAUCAGGUGUCGGGCGAGUACGCCAUGAUCUGCAAGAGCGGCGACGGCGCCGAGCUCUACUCCGUGCUCAUGGAGACGCUCACCUGCAUGCGGCGAGCUGGAGCGGACUGCAUCAUCACUUACUUCGCUCCGUUGAUCCUGGACAUCAUUGCUGAGAAGAAGUAAAGAGAAGGAUACAAGGCAAUGAUUUGACUCGUUUGGUGCUCACGUCACAAGAUUCUGUUACAUUAUAUACUUAGGUAUCCAAGUUUUCUGGAACUUUCUAGAAUGAUCUAUUUAUAUUUCUAUGAAAAAUCUAAUUACUCGGCAUGGUUUAAGGUUCCAUAAAUUAAGACUGUUAGAUUAGUCAAAUUAUAUAUUGUACAGGAUUAGUUGUAAAAAUUGUUGCUAUACUUUUGUUAUUGAAUUUGCUUUUGUUAAUAUAUUAUACCUUCCUAAAUCAAUCAAUGUAAUCAUGUGUUAAUGUUUAUAUAUACCUAUGUAUAAGUAAGUACCUAUAUAAGUUUUAAUGGUUUACCUACUUAGUUUGUUGAAGUAAUGAAUGGUGAAGGAGAUUGAAUAAAACAAGAUGUAAAAUUUAA